Pieris brassicae (large cabbage white) is the source of this 1314-nucleotide messenger RNA. RefSeq names its product gustatory receptor for sugar taste 64a-like. The record is from RefSeq and is a predicted model, not a curated record. Gene Ontology annotation, biological process: detection of chemical stimulus involved in sensory perception of taste; sensory perception of chemical stimulus. NCBI's taxonomy places the organism in Eukaryota, Metazoa, Arthropoda, Insecta, Lepidoptera, Pieridae. The transcript has 9 exons. Gene Ontology annotation, cellular component: membrane. Bases 1 to 1314 code for a protein of 437 amino acids. Gene Ontology annotation, molecular function: taste receptor activity.
AUGAAAAUAACAAAGGCGAAAGGCGUGAAAACUUUUUACUAUGGUAACGAAUUGCUUUUACCCAAUCAACCGUAUCAUGAUACUUUUCUUCAAUUCAUGAAUACUAUUUUCAAAUGGGCGCGAUGCUUUGGGGUACCGGGUUUGAGUAGUAUGCUAUGGCGAAUAUGGGCUGCCGUCGUGCUGAUUUCUUUGGCUUUGACGGAGUGCGGUGCUAUUUGGAAGGUUAUUAGGGCCCUGGCGGGAUGGGCAAGGGAUACAGCCAACCAUAGAAGUGUCACAGCUCGUUUUGCGGGCGCCAUGUUCUACGCAGCUUCCGUAAUAUCCCAGAUAUUAUGUUGGAGACUUUCAUAUCGCUGGCGAGCUUUGUCGAAGUACUGGGCCUCUGUGGAAUGGGUGUUAAAUAUUAAAUAUGUCCCCCCGGAUCACAGUUUGAAGAAAAGACUUUUGGCGGUCACCGCUUUUAUGGCAACGGGUGCAACAGUUGAACAUCUUAUGAGUAUUUUAGCGACAACAGGCAUAGACUGCCCAUUAUCAGAUAUUUUAAAAAAGUAUGUAUUAAAAUCACAUGGAUUUUUGCUGUUGGAUCAAGAGUAUUACAAAAUGAUAGCUCCUCCGGUCUUGUUUGUGAGUAAUGUUGCAACAAUAUUAUGGAAUUUUCAAGACAUACUUAUUGUAUUGAUUAGUAUGGGACUAACUUCACGGUACCGUCGGCUUAACAUGUGUGUAGCCACUGUAUGUUCUGAAUUAAAUAAGGAAAGGAAAUGGUCUAAGGAUAAUGAGAUUUUACAAGUAUAUUUAUGGCGUAAAAUACGAGAGGCGUAUGUGAAACAAGCUUUGCUUGUUCGUAAGAUUAACAGUGCAUUUGGGUUGAUUCUACUGUUUUCCAACUUCUUUAGCUUUUAUUUCAUAUGCUUGCAACUCUUCUUGGGUAUUACACAAGGAUUCACUGGCGACGUCUUUCAAAAGAUGUAUUCUCUAGUAUCUCUGGCCUGGAUCUGCGUACGCACAUGUUGUGUUGUUUUAGCGGCGGCUGAUAUCUACGAAAAUUCUAAGCGCGCUCUACCAUAUUUAUACACAUGCCGCGCUCAGUUCUACAAUAUUGAAAUAGAAAGGCUACAAGAUCAGUUGGAUAAAGAUAACAUCGCGCUGAGCGGAAUGGGCUUCUUUAACUUAACGAGAACCGUGUUGUUGCAAGUUGCAAGUUCCGUUAUAACUUACGUAUUGGUGUUAGUACAAUAUGAUAACCGGGGAGAUGAACAACAAACCUCCAAUAUUAUCAAUUUUAACAUGACACUGAAGGAUACUAUGCCAUAA